AUGUCCGAGCAAGACGUAAAGCCAACGUCCAUUAAUGAAAAAAGUUCAGAAAAGACACCAAUAGCUCAAGAACAAGUUACUUCUAAUAAUAGUUUACGCGUUAGUUUUUUAAUUGUAAACCCAGAGUCAACACAGCAUGAACCGCAGAAAUCCGAGCAAGAUAUUGAAUCCAAUAAAAAGGAUUUAGAAUUAGAACAUUUUGAGACGCGCAGUAUUGAAGAACCUAUGGAACCGUGGAAACAUGAAGGACCUUGGUACACGGAUAUUAUGAAGAGGAGAUGGUUCAUUUCCGAAAUAGCUAUUCGUAUUUUUCGAACUGCUCAUGAACUUUCAAUGAGAACUGUCGCUAUUUUCAGUCAUGAAGACCGUUUAUCAACGCACCGUUAUAAAGCUGAUGAAGCCUAUCAAAUAGGUGAUCCUAGCAACCAUACUCCUGUCGGUGCUUAUCUUGCUCAGGAUGAAAUCAUUCGUAUCGCAAAAUCAAAAGGUGUAUCAAUGAUUCAUCCGGGUUACGGUUUUCUUUCAGAAAAUGCUAGUUUUGCAAGAAAAGUUGAAGAGGCUGGAAUCGCUUAUGUUGGUCCUACUCCCGAUGUUAUUGAAAAAUUGGGUGACAAAACGAAAGCAAGAGAAAUUGUUCCAGGUACUCGUGGCCCGAUUUCCACAUUUGAUCAAGCUAACGAUUUCAUAGAGGAAUAUGGUUUUCCAAUUAUUAUUAAGGCGGCAAUGGGUGGUGGCGGGCGUGGAAUGAGAGUGGUCCGUGAAAGAGAGAAUUUUAAGGAUUCGUUUAACCGUGCAAAGUCUGAAGCUUUAGCUGCUUUUGGUGAUGGAACCGUUUUCUUGGAACGUUUUUUGGAGCGGCCAAAACAUAUCGAGGUUCAAUUACUAGCUGAUAGCGAAGGAAAUGUAAUCCAUUUAUUUGAACGUGAUUGUUCUGUACAAAGACGUCAUCAAAAAGUGGUUGAAGAGAUCACUGGUAUCGAUAUAGUCGCCGCUCAAAUUCAAGUCGCUGCUGGUGCUCUUCUUGCUCAUCAAAAUCUUAUACAAGAUCGUAUACAAAUUCGUGGUCAUGCUAUUCAGUGCCGUGUAACCACUGAAGAUCCUGCUCAAAAUUUCCAACCAGAUACCGGAAAAAUUGAAGUUUAUAGAUCUGCUGGUGGCAAUGGUGUUCGAUUAGAUGGUGGUGCUGGUUAUGCUGGUGCCGUCAUUACUCCACAUUAUGAUUCUCUAUUAGUAAAAGUUACUUGUUGGGGAAAAACUUACGAAAUUUCCAGACGAAAAGUUAUUCGUUCUUUAACCGAAUUUAGAAUCCGUGGUGUAAAAACAAACAUCCCUUUUUUACUACGUUUAUUAACUCAUAGUGCCUUUGCAAAUGGUGAAGUGUGGACAACUUUCAUUGAUGAUACUCCUGAUCUAUUUAGACUGGUAGAAAGUAAGAAUCGUGCUCAAAAAAUUUUGAAAUAUUUGGGUGAUGUGGUUGUUAAUGGAAGCAGCAUUAAAGAUGGACCUGAGCCUGUCGAUCUAAGUAAUCCUCCUGAACGUGGUUGGAGAUGUAUAAUUCAAGAAAAAGGGCCUGAGGCAUUUGCUAAAGCUGUUCGAGAAUAUAAGGAUCUCUUGAAUAUUGCUCCUCAAACAGCUCACGCGCUUGCAAAUGCUUACUCUCUUGAAAUGUGGGGUGGUGCGACUUUUGAUGUAUCUAUGAGAUUUUUAUAUGAGGAUCCUUGGGACCGUUUGGCCAAGGAGUAUGGUGUGGACAUUUUCCGUAUCUUUGAUUCUCUCAAUUAUAUUGAAAAUAUGAAGUUAGGCAUUGAUGCUGUUAGAAAGGCUGGUGGUGUAAUAGAAGCUGCAAUUUGUUAUACGGGUGAUGUCUCUGAUCCAAAGAAGACAAAAUAUGAUUUAGAUUAUUAUUUAAAUUUCACCCAAGAGUUAGUUAAUGAAGGAAUUCAUGUACUUGGUAUCAAGGACAUGGCUGGUUUAUUGAAACCAGAAGCUGCUGAAAUCUUGAUCGGUAGCAUAAGGAAAAGAUGGCCCGAUUUACCAAUCCAUGUUCAUACACACGAUACAGCAGGAACUGGCGUUGCCAGUAUGUUAGCUGCCGCUAAAGCAGGUAUGUCCGGUGUAACUUCUCAACCAUCUAUGGGUGCCGUCGUUUCUGCACUCGAGCAUUCUGAACUUGGUACGGGUAUUAGAUUGGAAGAUGUGCAUGCUUUGAAUGAAUAUUGGGAACAAGCACGCAAAUUAUAUAGCUGCUUUGAGUCUGGAGUUUUAAGUGGUGAUUCUUCAGUGUAUGAACAUGAAAUGCCUGGUGGUCAAUACACAAAUUUAAUGUUCCAGGCUUCACAGUUAGGUCUUGGUAAACAAUGGAAAGAAAUCAAAAAAGCUUAUGCUGAAGCCAAUAAAUUAUGUGGUGAUAUUAUUAAAGUGACGCCUAGUUCAAAAGUUGUAGGAGAUUUUGCUCAAUUUAUGGUCACUAACAAAUGGUCUUUUAACGAUGUCAUUGAGAAGGCAAAAAAUAAUACGUCAUUUCCGGUUUCAGUUGUAGAGUUUUUCCAAGGUUAUCUAGGACAACCAUAUGGUGGAUUUCCUGAACCACUUCGCUCAAAUAUUAUCCGUGAUCUUCCGCGAAUUGAUGCACGACCCGGUGCAUCAAUGGAACCUAUGGAUCUUGAUAAGCUUAAAAAGGAGUUGAUAGCUAAAUAUGGUCGGUCCAUUCGUGGUGUUGAUAUAUCUUCAGCAGCAAUAUAUCCAAAAGUAUUUGCAGAAUAUCGGGAACAGCUUGAAAAAUUUGGUGAUGUCUCAGUAAUUCCAACAAGAUAUUUCUUGUGCAAGCCUGAGAUUGGCGAAGAAUUUUGCAUAAGUCUCGAAGAAGGUGUUACCCUAAUUAUAAAGUUUUUGGCUAUUGGGCCUCUAGAUACAGCUACUGGAAAGCGAGAAGUAUUCUUUGAAUUAAAUGGUGAAACUAGAGCUGUUGGUAUAGAUGAUAGAAGUGCCGGUAAUUUAAAUAAAAUUUUUUCUGUUGAACAUGUUCAUCGUAAGAAGGCUGAUCCAGGAAAUCCUGGUGAUGUUGGAGCACCAAUGUCUGGAGUAGUGAUUGAAAUCAGGGUGCAUGCUGAGGUUAAAGCUGGGGAUCCGAUAUGUGUUCUUUCAGCAAUGAAGAUGGAAACAGUAGUUUCAUCACCUGUUUCUGGUAAAAUUGAACAUGUAGAAGUUAAAGAAAGUGAUUCAUUAUCGGCAGGAGAUUUAAUAGUUAAAAUAAUUAA
Molecule: messenger RNA, 3257 nt
Organism: Racocetra fulgida
Lineage: Eukaryota; Fungi; Glomeromycota; Glomeromycetes; Diversisporales; Gigasporaceae
Source: the annotation of a GenBank genome assembly